Molecule: messenger RNA, 2284 nt
Organism: Amphimedon queenslandica
Lineage: Eukaryota; Metazoa; Porifera; Demospongiae; Haplosclerida; Niphatidae
Exons: 9
Coding region: 1-2178 (725 amino acids)
Source: RefSeq, a predicted model, not a curated record
AUGACUGCAGUGACACACAGUCAGGACUACACUGUUCGUUUUCCUUUUGUUCCAGGCCGAUUCUUAGUUCCAGAAGAUAGGGCUCCUGUUCCAGAUACUCCUGCUGUUAAUGUAACUGGAUUGGUUGCUGGUAUUUCAGGGAAUGGAUGCUCUAGAGCUAGCAGUCGUAAAAGAAUAUGUGCUAAUGUUGGAAUGAGUGUCACCAUAAGGUGUGCUGUCGGCCCUGGUGAUACUUAUACUAUCACUGGCCCAGGGGAAUCAUCUAAUAAUGCACCACUAGCAUUUACUGUUGCUGAUAACAAUUAUGGUGAUUUUACUUGUACUUCUACUAAUCCCUGUGGCAGUGUCACUGAUACCAUUCGUCUGGAAAGAGCCGAUUGUCCUUUGCCUGAUGUGACUGUAUCUGUCCAAAGAGGUGAUGGUACUAUUGUAGAUUCUCCUUGCCUGCGUACUGAUAAUGAUUUGUUUGUUUCGUGUGCUGAUUCCCUCUCUGGCAGUACUGUAGCCUGGUAUAUUAAUGGAGCCCUUAUGAGUAAUACUGGGUCUAGACAGAGAGUCACUGUCUCUGGUAAUUAUACUUGUGUCAUGACUAGCACUUGUGGAUCUGUUGCUAGCACUACCUUUAUCAAAGAGGCUCCAACUGUUGCACCUGGGACUGGUAUUAUUGCUAAUCCUGGUAGUACCCAAGUCCCUGCUGGUACUAGGACCUGUAUCUCAAGAAAUGGUGUUGGAUAUUCAGUCCGUCUUGUCUGCAAUCUAUCAUACAACAACGAGUCAGUGUCUGAUGUUACUUUCUCUUGGUCUACUCCUGGAGGAGGCAGUCAAAGUGGUUCUGCCAUUACAGCUAGUUCUAUUGGAGACUAUACUUGCACUGCUAGUAAUCAGUGUGGAAGUAGUCAAGCAACAACUGAAGUUCUUGGUCGUAUAGUGCUGAUAAAAGGAGGAGCACAUACUCUUAUUGAGCAAACAAUUAAUAUUGGCUCGUGGCUCUGUAUCAAUUCAAACAAUUCAUUCACAGUCAACUGCAAUACAGCCUUUGGUACUAGUGUAACUAGAACAUGGCGUAAAAAUGACAGGGUUAUAAGUGGUGUCAAUGGUAGCAGUUAUACUGUUGGGCCUAGUGAUGUAGAACGCGGUUGGUGGCUCUAUUGUGAAGUUAUGAAUCCUUGUGGAAAGGAUGUGGCAUUUUCACCAAUUCUUGGUCGGACUCUUGUCACUAUUAGGGGAAGGAUUCCAGCUCUUAAUAUAUCAGACAAUGGAUGCAAUCGUCCCGGUAUAACCAGUACUUGUGCUGACCUUUGUCCUAUUGAGGGAGAGAGAGUUGAAAUUUCUUGUUCUUCUGGACGAGGAUACGUCAUCAGUGGACCUGGUGGAAUAAGUGUAGAUAGAUCUCUUUAUAUAAGGAACUUUCAUCCAUCAGACUCUGGUACAUAUUAUUGUGUAUCUACAUAUACUCACUGUAGUGCUGCAGCGGAUUCUAUAAUUAUCGGUAGACCAGGUGUGCCUCCUUCAAUCAGCACUUAUCCUCCUGGCAUACCAACUUUCACUCUACCUUCAACAAUAAUGAAUGCUACAAUCCCUAUUGGAUUUGCCAUCUGUUUAUUAGAGCAUCAGUUUGUCACCAUUGAUUGUAGUACUCAGAGUGGUACUGAGCCUAUUAAGUUUACAUGGACUGCUGCUUCGACUGGUAGUAGAGUAAUAGCAAGUGAAAUGAGAAUAACUGUUAAUAAUACUGACAUGUAUACUUGCAAUGCUUCCAAUGCAUUUGGUACUUCUACUGCCAGCUCUAUAGUUGAACAUACUCCUGCUGUUAAUGUAACUGGGGAAGUGGAGGGCAUUUUAGGGAAUGGAUGCUCUGGAACUGACAGUCGUAAAAGAAUAUGUGCUGAAGUUGGAUUGAGUGUCACCAUAAGGUGUGCUGUCGGCCCUGGUGACACUUAUACCAUCACCGGCCCAGGGGAAUCAUCUAAUAAUGCACCACUAACACUUACUGUUGCUGAUAACAAUUAUGGUGAUUUUACUUGUACUUCUACUAAUCCCUGUGGCAAUAUCACUGAUAUCAUUCGUCUGGAAAAAGCCGAUUGCUCUUGUUCUAUCCCCGAUGUGACUGUAUCUAUCCGAAAAGGUGGUAAUACUUGUGGUAAACAAGACAUUACUGUUAGUGUUAUUAAUAACUAAUUAUUUGUAUUUAUUCCUUAUUGUAAUUCAAUUGUUUGAGUUAGUUGUGUUGGCUGAGUAGAGUGAUUAUUACUUUUUUCUAAUAAUAUUAUUUGAUUGAAAUUAU